UGUAAAAGAACAUUAAUGGCUUUUCUUUGCGGCUGAUAGGAGGAGGUGUCAUGGCGGACUGUUAACAUCAGCGCAGUAUCAGUUGUCGCUGUUUUAUUAAGAGGUUUAGUGCUAAGAGAGGAUGAAAUAAAUAGAAGAGUGAGCUGAUGGUGAAAGAGCUUGUGGCAGAGGAUACAAAUAAAGAAGGGCUGACUGGAAGAUGCCAAGAAGAAAACAACAGAAUCCACAACCAGUAAAGUUGGAUUCUAAAGAUGACGUAGACGUAAAUACUGCAGCAAGCCUUUCUUUCGAGAGCGACUUUCUUCUGGGUCCUGAUCUUGACUUCUCGGAUGCUGAUAAUGACAGCAGGAUUGUAGGCCUGGAGACCUUUUCAGAUAACAUUAACCUGCCAAGCCUCCACCUGGGAGACGAAGUGAGCUCCUCCUUCAGUCACCUCAGCAUGGACAGUGACUCCGAUGACCUCCACAGUACUGAAAACCAGCGACAGGAUGCACGAACCGUAUCCACCUUUCCUGCCUACAUCUCGUGCAGAGGCUGCAAUAAGCUCUUGGAUGAGGACGAGCACUUCUGCCGACGCUGUAAACGUGAUAUGAACAGCAUCAAAGACAGAAGUAUUCAACUGGGCACACAGGGGGCAGUCUCCGAGGGAACUGGGUCUGAGGAAGGCCAGCUGAGGCUGAACUCCUGCCCUUUGUGUGGCUUUUCCUCUCGCUAUGCCAACCACGUGAAGAGGCACAUGAAGACCCACAAUGGGGAAAAGCCAUACCGCUGCUCAAUGUGCACCUAUGCUUCGGCACAGCUGGUCAACCUGCAGCGGCACCUACGCAUUCACACCGGAGAGAAACCCUACAAGUGUGAGCACUGCACCUUCGCCUGCAGCUCGCUGGGCAACCUGAAGAGACACAAGCGCAUGCAUACAGUAACGAAUCCUCAGCAGAAUAUGCAACUGCGCAUGCAUGCAGUUAGGAAUUUACACCAGCAUGUGCACACGUCUGCAAAUCUGGCCCAGAAUACAAAGCGGCAAAUGAUAACCGUGCAAGAUCAUGCACAGAAUACACAGCACGACCUCAGAUGUUCCACUGGAGGACAAAAUUCAAAAAAUGAUCAGCCACAACUUAUAAGAGAAGAAAAUAAAGCGAAUGUGAGCAUUGAAGGUGACAGGAGGCAUCUACAGGCGUAUGCAAGCCUGAAGUCCGAGCAGCAGUCCUGUACCUGGGCACAGCCUGGCGUUCUGCCCCCUCUCCUCUUCCCCUUCAUGUGCCGCCUGUGCGGCCUGGUACUGGACGCCGAGGACGGCUCAUCGGCACAGAUCUGUGCCAAGUGCACUCUGGAAAUGCUGACUAAAGAAUCAGCGGGCAGCACCAGUGAACGAGGACACAAAGGAGACAGAGUGUACACCUGUGCCGCCUGCCCCUUCUUCACUCACUACCCGAAUCACCUGGCCCGGCACAUGAAGACACACAGCGGCGAAAAGCCCUACAAGUGCCCGCAGUGCCCGUACGCCUCGGCACACUUCGACAACCUGAAGCGACACCACCGCGUACACACGGGCGAAAAGCCCUACAAGUGCCACCUGUGCGAGUACGCCUGCGGCAACCUGGCGAACCUAAAGCGGCAUCAGCGGGUACACUCGGGCCUGAAGCCUUUUCAGUGCAGCUUGUGUAGUUACAGCUGCAACCAGAGCAUGAACCUGAAGCGCCACAUGCUGCGCCAUACCGGAGAGAAGCCACACAAGUGUCAUUUAUGUAACUACACUACAGGCCACUGGGACAACUACAAGCGGCACCAGAAAAAGCACGAAGCGGGAAUUGACGAAUGGGACAAAACGCCACAGAAUGUCAACGAAGAUGAUGCUGAGGAUGAGGAAGACGAGGUGUAGCCUAGCAACCGGGGAAAUAAUAU
This is a messenger RNA of Trichomycterus rosablanca, 1902 nucleotides long. RefSeq names its product zinc finger protein 513a (gene znf513a). The transcript is spliced from 5 exons. Lineage: Eukaryota; Metazoa; Chordata; Actinopteri; Siluriformes; Trichomycteridae. Bases 200 to 1879 code for a protein of 559 amino acids. The record is from RefSeq and is a predicted model, not a curated record.